Clavispora lusitaniae ATCC 42720 is the source of this 657-nucleotide messenger RNA. RefSeq lists its product as uncharacterized. NCBI's taxonomy places the organism in Eukaryota, Fungi, Ascomycota, Pichiomycetes, Serinales, Metschnikowiaceae. The record is from RefSeq and is a predicted model, not a curated record.
AUGAGUCCUUCUCAUCCUUUUCAUCCUGUUCUGUCUCUAGUUCUCUCUUCUCCCUCUUGUCUACCCUUCAUCAACCUCCUUCUCUACUCCUUCUACUUGGACCCCAACUUCAUGUAUUACUCGUAUAUUACUCGUGUAUUACUAAGAGUAGUUCAAUCUGAAAAUGUCGUUGAACACAUAGUAAGAGUUUCCGUCUGGAAUCAAGUGGAACACCUGGGAGUAACGUUGCGCGUUCUGUUCCUCGUCAAUCAACAACUCACCGGUCACCAUGACCAAAAUGUCGCCGUUUGGAGAUCCUGGUUGGGCGUCCAAGGUGGAAAUGCGGUGGGCCACCUUCUGGAAAGGCAACGAAACCAACUUCUCCACAAUGUCCUUGGCACCUUGCAACUGCGAGGUUUCGAAGGUCAACAUGGAUUGGUCUCUGUACAAGUUGCCCAAUUGGUUUCUGUCAGAGUCAAAUUGUUGGUAGUAGAAGUUACAGAACUCGGUGGCCACGGUGUUAAAGUCGACUGCAGGUUAGUACGGAACCAGAAAACGGGAACAUCAUUUGCCCGUUGUAUUUUCGUCUCCUGUGGUUCAUUUUACAUACCAGACAUGAUAGAGUGUUUACUUAGAUCGUUUAGAAGCGUCUUUUUUUCUUUUUCUUCUCCCGAGUGA